AUGCCGUCAGACCUGCGCCAGACCAAAGCCCUCAGAGCGAACAUCGCCAAUUUGGCAGAUAUGCCACGACCGGGCUUACUGGCUGAGUGGUUAGACCUGGAUGGCGAGGGUGUCCCAGGUCUCCCGACACGAUCGAGCGACGGCACGCUCUCCUACCAACGCAACAACGGGGAUCGGACGUUUUUGGCUCCAGAAAUUCUUGGUCAGCAGCCCUCGCUGGGUACCGGCCGCCUCGGGCGAUUCAGCGAUCUGGACCGGAAUGGUUGA
Molecule: messenger RNA, 267 nt
Organism: Aspergillus udagawae
Lineage: Eukaryota; Fungi; Ascomycota; Eurotiomycetes; Eurotiales; Aspergillaceae
Exons: 1
Coding region: 1-267 (88 amino acids)
Source: RefSeq, a predicted model, not a curated record